This is a messenger RNA of Homo sapiens (human), 1920 nucleotides long. It is a transcript of the gene DRC10, whose product is annotated as dynein regulatory complex subunit 10. The transcript is spliced from 5 exons. The record is from RefSeq and is a predicted model, not a curated record. Lineage: Eukaryota; Metazoa; Chordata; Mammalia; Primates; Hominidae. Bases 442 to 1791 code for a protein of 449 amino acids.
AGACACCGAGUCUCGCCUUCUGAGAUUGGCGGGUAACCUAGCAACGCAGGGACCGCGGCGGUAACUGUGGCUAGGGAAACCUGGAGCGGUCAGAGCAGAAUGCUGUCUGUAUGCCUGGCUGGUCCCCGCCUGACACAUGUGCCUGAGAUGCCUCCACACUUGGUCUUCCUGCCCUUGUGGCCCUAACACCCUCACAAAGCUGAAAACUGCUUCCAGUGAAAGGUUCUGUGUAAAAGCGACAGAGGACCUAAGAUGAACUCUUGAUGUCAACAGUUGUGGUUUCUGCAGCCACACUAACCACACAGAUGUCAGCACAGCUGCACUCACACCUACUUCUUCAUUUUGCAGGAUGGCCAGAGACAAUAAAAGCACGAGACCCAAGUAGUCUACCGAAGUCUCCAUCUCUGUGGACCUACAGAGGCACAGAGGGCUGCUCACAAGAUGGCUUUAGACAUUCUCGCCAUGGCCCCUUUGUAUCAGGCCCCUGCCAUCAACAGAAUAGGGCCAAAGACAGACCCAUCUAAAAGGCCAGCUGAUCCACUAAAACCCUUGGUUCUCUCUAGGACCAAACUCACCACCAUUGAGGCCAAAAGGAUCAUGUCCAUCCUGGAUGAGGCGAUCUACAAGGUGGAGCUGGUGACCUUGCUGUCGUAUGUGGCAUCCAACAGAGAGGAUAUGGAGGGGAUGCUGGGGGAGGACGUCAUGAGGGCAGUGAGAGAGCAUGAGGAUCUCUGCCAGGUCCUCCUUGAAAACGUCAGGUGCCUGAAAGAGAAAGAAAGGCAAUUGCAGGAGCAGAAAGAGGCUGAGGAGGAAGGGUGGCUCAGAGACCGCCUCCUUUCCAUAGAGCUGCAGAAAUCCAGCCUCUCACCACUUAUGCAGCAGAUCAAAGACUCCACCAAGAACGUCCUUAGACUCUUGCUCAGCAACCCCCAGGCUGCUAGGCUCCUGCAGAUGCAGACACAGGGUAGAAGUGCAGAAGCCCAGAAUUUUAUUGACAGCCUGAUAGAGCUCCGUGGUUUCCUGUUUGAAAAACUACUCACUAGUCCCAUGGAAGCGAGGGAUAAGGCCCAGUUCUUACAGGAUAUCAGUAGACAGAAUAGUAAUAACCAACAAAUCAUUGAUACUCUUGAAAAGGAAUUGGCGGAGAGAAUGAAGAACAGGAAUGCAGAGGUGGAAAAGGAGAACUUUGUGAUCCAAGAACUGAAAAACCACCUGCACCAGGUGCUCAAGUUCUCAGAGAACAGCCUCGUUCGCACUAAGCAGGAGGCUGAGAAGCAGCAGAAGGCCGAUUUCCGGGCAUCACAGGCCAGGGUGGCCAAGAUCCAGCAGGAGAUCCUGCAGCUGCAGUCACAGUUUUACAACCUGGUCAUGGAGAACCGGGAGGCAGAGCAGGCGCUGAGGAAGAAGAAAUAUAAAGUGGAAACGGAAAUCGAGAACUGGAUCCAGAAAUAUGAUACAGAGAUGGGUGAGAAGCAGGAGGAGUUGGAGGAUCUGGACGCUGUUCACAGGGAGGAGAAGAUCUCGCUGGAGGAGCUCAGGCGGAGGCACAAAGUGCUGGUGGGAGAGUUUGCGCAGAUCCGGGAAGAGCGGGAGAUCAACUCCAAGAAAAGGAUGGAGGCAGAGCAGGAGAUGGUGCGCAUGGUACGGGCGGCCACGCUCAUCCAGGCCCUAUGGAAGGGCUAUCUGGUGCGCUCCCUGCUCAGAUCCAAGAAGAAGCGGGGCAAGGGCAAAGCAAAGGACAAGGAGAAGGGCAAGCAGAAAGGCAAGGAGAAGGGCAAGGGCAAGAAAUGAGCUCUCCACCCAGCCCGCUCCUGACCCUUAUCUUCCCAGAGACCAGGCCAGGAAGGCCCGAGAUGGAGAGCACUAAAUUCACGGCUUUCAUGUUUUUAUUUAAUAAAUUAAAAAGUAUUUGAAGCCACA